AUGACAGCUGAAGCUAAUGUGGUGACGGUGAACUGUGCCAGGAUCAUCCACGGGAACCAGGUGGCCACCAACGGAGUGGUGCAUGUGAUCGACAGAGUGAUCCGAGCCACAGGGAGCACCAUCCAGUCCUACGUAGAGGUGGACGAUGAGCUCACCACCCUCGCCGUGAGUCUGCAGCCGCCACACCCAGCAGAACCCAGUAGAACCCAGCAGAACCCAGCAGAACCCAGUAGAACCCAGUAG
This is a messenger RNA of Knipowitschia caucasica, 243 nucleotides long. Lineage: Eukaryota; Metazoa; Chordata; Actinopteri; Gobiiformes; Gobiidae. The record is from the annotation of a GenBank genome assembly.